AAACCGUGUACGUAGAGAGAAAGAAAUAGUUGCCGUGGGAUAUUUCUCUCUUUGUUUAACUGAUUUGUGAUUGGUUAAAAUUAUUUUCCCGUCUUUUUUUAUCUUACAGUAGGAAGAGACGGGAAUGUAUCAUGAUACCCUCUCUCUUGUCCCACAUCUGUUUCUUUUCUUCCUAUUGGAGUGCCAGCUUCCAGUAUAUAUUAUAGUUCACGUGGACCGCAUCUCACGCGUAUGUAUGUACGCGUUCCAUAAGUUGGCUGGCGAUACGCUGGAGCCGGGAUCAGCCAACGCAAGCCGGCGAGUGGCGCGACAUGAUUCAGUCAUUCAUGGUCAUUCAGUGCAGUCCAUUGGGAGAAGUCGCAAGAGGAUGAAGCUCAUUCUACCACUCGUGAUUUUCGGAGUGUGCACAUGUUAUGUUGACAAUGAUAAGAUCAAGAUUAAUGAGAUCGACAGUGACAGAUUGAUACCGCGUGAAGUGCAACGCGUACGCAAUACUACGCUCGCUGAGAUCUUCGAAAACGCAGUCCAAGCUUAUCUCGAGGAAGAGUGGGACAGCUGCGUCGCGGGAUUUAAUGAUGCUCUGCAUGGAUAUAAAAUGUAUAAACGCAUGGUGACGAUUUGCCGGCGAAAAUGUAAAGCCGAGGCGUCAGGUUCCUCGCCGAUUUUUGCGGAAGAUAUCGAAGAUUUGCACUUUUACGAGAGAAAAGUGAGGGAAACACUUUGUCUAAUGAAAUGUAAUCAAGAUUAUCGAGAGAUUGCUGGUGCGGGAGCUCUUAAACGACUCCCACAUACCACGGAGAGAAAAUUUGUUGAUCUUGCUAUCUACGAGUAUCUUCAUAUCUGUUAUUUUCAGAAAGAAAGGUAUCAAGAUGCAGCGAAUGCAGCUUUCACCUUUUUGUCCCGACAUCCCGAUCACGAAAUGACUAUGAAGAAUCUAAAAUACUACUUGAAUCUGCCCGAUGUCAGUGUGAAAAAGGUUAAAAAUUUAGAAGAAUAUCCUUUUAUACGAAAGUACAUUCGAGGGGUCCAGGCCUACGAAAAUGAGUAUUACGCGGAAGCUGUGACCGAACUUGAGAGUUCAAUCGAAUCUUACAUAGAAUCCGAGGAGGAAUGCAGGUUUUAUUGCGAGGGUCCCUUCGAUCAAGGAUGGUAUCCUGAGUUUACCUCUUCGAUAGCAAAUCACUUUGCGUUCUGUCUGAAGUGCAAACGUGGAUGUUCGCUUGCGUUAAACAACGUGAAUGGUAAAUUUCAGAGUGAUUUACUCAGAAGUCAUUAUGAUUACUUAUAGUUCGCUUAUUAUAAACUUGGUAAAUUAAAAGAAGCAUGUGCAGCAGUUGCGAGUUACUUAUUAUUUUUACCUGCCGACGAGACAAUGCUUCAUAAUAAAGACUAUUACAGCGCUCAACCGAAAGUAAAAGAAGAGUACUUCACGCCAAGAGCGGAAGCGAUUUCCUAAAACGGCAAGAAUAUGAGCUAAUGCUACUGUAUUAUAUAUCGGAGGAGUUUGCAAAAAUCGAAACCAGAUUUAAUGAAUACAUCAAAAAGAUAAAUAUUAAUGAGGUCAACGAGCAGGAAUUAAAGGAGGUAAAAGACGAGACAAAUUAUCAGGACGAUGAACGAAUAAACCACAACUUCACAUAUCGUACUUGAACCGCUCAGCUCAAAAUAAUUGAUGAACUUUGGAUGACUACUUAAGACUAAUCUUGCAUCCUCUUCCGGAUUAUUUGUCGAUUACUUGAAUGCGAUUCAUGGGUAAUCUAUCAGCAUUCCAAGACAAAGAGGAGAUCAAAAUACAAAAUGAUUGUGUGAUGGAAUAGCUGGGAGUCACGGACAAUGUGCGAUUGAUAGCAGGAACAAAUGAGCUUGGAAAAAAACCGCUAUGUGAUUGACGGUCUCCUCAGUUUCAUUGAUUGCAAUUUGCUGAUGCAGCACGCUCAGAAUGUUGAAACAUAUCUACGAUAGAGCACGAUAGUGUUACGUUCAGUCUUAAAGAAAAAAUGAUUAAGGAAAAGUUGGAAUAUAAGGAAUAUAAGGAAGACAGGGAAAGACGGAACAGAAUCCUUAAACUCGUGGUCGUACUAGAAUUAGACGGAUGUACGACACGAGGGCGAAUGCACUUUGAUGGGAGAAAACGAGACGUAACUGACGCGACGUGACCUGACGUGACGUUGGGUAAGGCAGAGAAAAGCCGUAAGACUUGUUGUGUUGAAUGUAUGAUGAUCUAUUAAGUGCGCGGAGAGACGAGAGAAAAGUGAGCUCAAGAGCCACGCAGGAUGUCGGGUGCAAAUAAAUAGCAAAAAACUCCAAUGUCGGGCAAACGUUUCGACCUUUAAUGACGGUCUUCCAAAAAAUUCCACUAUUUUGAUGCAGAAUAAUAUUGCAUUAGAAUAACUCGCUACAUGCAGCGAGCAACUACAUCAACUACAAUUUACUCAUUAAGCUGUACAGUUGCAUUCUUUUUCGGUCUUCUAAUCUUAUUUAAAUAUUUAGUUAUUUUGAAAGUGAUACAAGAACAAAAAUGUCAGAUCAUUCUCAAUAUUGCCAAAUUCUUGAUGAUUUACUUGAAACCAGCACAGAUGAUUGCGAUCAGGCAGGAUAAUUGCGAUCCUGUAUUUAUUAAUGUUGAAGAAAAGCAAGGCGAUGAACUUCUAAUCGAACUAUACUGAGAGCGAAUAUUUCUCUAUGAUAAAAGUGACGCCAAUUAUAAAAACUCUUUGAUGAAAGAAAAUGCUAUAGAUAGAAAUAUCCAAAAUAAUGACUGAAACUGAUUGUGGUAAUAAAUUAUACUUAUAAUUGUGACAUGUAUACUCCAUCCUAUUGUCGAAAAAGAUGCAUCUCAUUAAGGGACCAAUGUAACAGAGAGAAAAGAAAGCUAGAAAUUCAAUCUAAAAGUGAAAGUGGUAAGCUACACAAAUUGCACAAUAUCUGAACCAGUAAUUAAUGAAGAUGAUGACUUGUUACAAAGUGUUGCAAGUUCAUUAAACAGCGUAAAUAAAAGUGUAAACAAGCAGCAUAUUGAUAACAAAAAAUAUUUUAAUAAAGAAAACGUUGCACUGAAAAAGUUGCACUGAAACACAAAAGGUGGAAAGUCGACGAAUCAAACGAGUUAGAGCAAUCAUUAGCUCAAAUGACCCAAAGAAUUUCAUCAUAUAUGGAAAACAAGUCUUUAACGGCAGAUAACGCUUUCAUGGAAUUUAUAAAAGUACAAUUUGGCACUAUUCCAGAAAAGGAAAAAAAUGCAAAACGAAAGAUGAUUAUGAAUGCUCUUACGAUGCCAUUAUCAGAACAAUAAGGAUCAUUUAAUUUAAGAAAUCUAAAUAGGGUGUAACUGAAAAACAUACAUGAAGUAUACCACGGGAUACAGGAUAAGAAUCCAAAUCGAAGAAUUUCUCGCCAUUUUUUGAUCUGGGGUUUUUGUUCAUAGUUAUACAGUAUUAAAGUUUGCUAAUCCUCCUCCGUCUAUACACGGCUUAUUUGCAAAUUUUAAUACUGCAUAACUAUGAACAAAUAAGGUUCAAAUCAAAAAAUAAUUUGAGACUUUUGACGUAGGUUUUUGUCCUAUAUCUCGUAGCAUACUUCAUGUACACCCGAGGACUUUAAUUCUGUCCAUGGGGAAAUUUUCCAAACUGAGAAAUCACCACUUUCUACAUACUUGCAGUUUAUGGUUAAUGAAACGACUAGAGCUUAUUGGUUGUUAUGUUAAUCAUAAACUGUAAGUAUGUAGAAAGAUAGCUACUUCUCAAUUUGAAAAAUUUUCCCAUGGACAGAAUCAAAGUCCUUGAGUGUACAUUUUCUUAGUUACACCGUCUAUAUAUUAUGUUGACAGUACAAAUACAAACAUUAAUUUCCUUUUUUUUGUUAUAAAGAUAUAACAUUAUGUUUAAUUUUGAAUUUUUUUUGAGAGAAGAAAGAUUGUCAUAGAUAUGCUUAUUAUGCCAUUAUUAGAACAAUAACGAUUGUAUAUUUUAAGAAAUCUUAUUUCGACAGUGCAAAUAGACAUUGUUUUCAGAUAUCAAUCUCACGCCAUGCUGUUUUACACAAUCCUACUGAUAUCCAGCUCCAUAGUUUUUGUGACGCAUCCCAGACUCCUUAUGGGGCCUGCGUUUAUGUCCGUUCUACCAAUAAGACUGGAAUAAUCAAGGUUCAAUUGCUGGCAGCAAAAUCACGAGUGGCACCCUUGAAGAUUAGUCUGCUACGGCUUGAACUAUGCAAAGCAAUACUUCUUGUUACUCUACGCGACAAGAUAUCUCCAGUUUUUAGCUGCACAAUUUCAAAACGCUAUUUGCUGAACAGACUCUGAGAUUGUGCUAGCAUGGAUUCAAGGCGAACCAUCGAAGUAGCAAGUUUUUGUUGGUACCGCAUCGCAGAAAUUCAGCAAUUAACAGACAAAUAAGAUUGGUCACACGUACGAUCAGAAGAUAAUCUAGCUGAUAUAAUUUCAUGUAGGAUUCUACCGGCACAAUUGCUUGAUGCAACAUUGUGAUAGGAAGGACCGCUUUGGUUAAAGGAAAACUCAUCACGAUGGCCAACACCUUCAAUGUCAAUACCAAGAGACAUACCUGAAACACGUACUCAACCAAUCGCUUUACUUUGUGUCAAGGAUUCAUUCGAUAUUAUUAAUCGAUAUUUUUCAUUAAUCCAGUUAAAACAAGUCGUCGCAACUUAUAUAAGAUUUGUAACAAAUUGCAAAUUAUCCAAAUCAAAGUCUUUGCUGAUUCACGGACCACUCACCGUUGACGAGCUUCAAAGGGCUAUGAUCGUGUUAACAAAGAUUCAUCAACUAAAGGCGUUCCAAUGCGAAUUGCGCAAUCUGCAACGAGACAAGGCGGUUGAGCCACACAGCAAGAUUCUCUCACUAAACCCUUUCCUGGAUCAGAACGGAUUACUCCGGGUUGGUGGCCGGCUGAAGAAUGCUCCCUUGUCCUACUCACAAAGACAUUAUAUACUCUUAUCUUCACAUGACGCACUGACUGACCUGAUUAUACGCGAUCAACACUUAAUUUUCACACAGGUCCUUAAACGUUGUUGACAAUACUUUGUGAAACUUUCAGGAUAAUUCAUGCAAAACACGCGAUAUAGCGUGUACUGAGUAAAUGUGUUCUAUGUUUCCGAACGCGACCACGUAACUCGAUACAACAGAUGGGCAGUUUACCAGCGUCCAGGGUCACUUCAUCUAGAGCGUUUUACCACACAAGUGUUGAUUACGCAGGCCCUUUCAAUGUCAAACUGUCAAAGAAAUAAAUCGAGUAAGGCUUAUGUAUGUUUGUUUGCAUGGCCACCAAAGCCAUACAUAUUGAGUUGGUCUCUGAUCUUACCACUGAGAUGUUCUUGAACGCGUUAAAACGAUUCAUUUCUCGACGAGGAAAACGCAACUCUAUCUUGUCUGACAAUGGCAAAAAUUUCUUAGGAGCUAGCAACGCUCUACGACAAAUGGAUGAAUUUUUAUCACAAUCCGAACAUCAAACAAAGAUUAUAAACUUUGCGGCCGACCAUGGAAUUUCUUGGAAAUUUAUUCCGCCUCACUGCCUUCAUAUGGGAGGAUUGUGGGAAGUUAACGUUAAAUCUAUAAAAACGCAUCUCAAAGCUGUAAUACAUGAAACACUCUUAUCGUUCGAAGAAUUGUACAUUGUUCUUGUUCAAAUAGAGGUAAUACUUGACUCGCGACCCUUGUGUCCUUUGAGCAGCACUCCGGAUGAGUUGGCAGUGUUACUACUAGACAUUUUUAAAUUGAAACAUCUCUUUUGGCUUUGCCGGAAGAAUCAAUGUUAGACGUUCCUUUGAAUCGUCUCAAUCGCUAUCAAUUAGUAACACAGUUACAACAGUCAUUUUAGAGACGCUGGUCAAAAGAAUAUGUUGCUCUGAUGCAAUAGCGUAUGAAAUGGAAAUCUUCAAUGCGUAACGACGAAAUCGAAGUAAGCAAACUAGCUUUAAUUCGCGACAAAAAUUUACCUCCAUUAAAAUAGCGUACCGGUAGAAUAUAAGAAACUCACCCCGAUAAAUUAGUAAGUGUCUUUGAAAACUACCGGCGGAAUUAUUCAGCGUUCAUUACCCAAGAUAUGCAUAUUACCUGUUAAUUAACGACUGCGUUUACUACUUAAGUUUAUUGCAUUAGGGUUUAUUUAUUUGUUGCAAACCACACAAAUCACACCAUUUAUUAUUUUAUGUUCAGUUGUUGAAGUGAUACUUCAAGGUGGCCGGAAUGUAUGAUUUUGUAACACAAACUUUUGAUUUCGUAUUUUAACCACGCGUAGUCUAUGCCUAUGCUCUAGCGUUCGACGUCACGUAAGAGGGCGUCGGUCUUACACUAAAACCUGUUCUACAAUAGCAAUAAACACAAGACGUAAGGUUGUAAUGUAAGAAAUAAAAAGGUUUUAUUCACUUACAAGCUCUUAAAACCCGCCUUACAACCUUACGGUCUUGUAUUCUACUGCUAUUGUAGAACAGACUUAAGUCUCACACAGAACACGCACGCACGCACGAAGCGUCGUGUAUAGCAUUAUACACACAUACAGAAUAAAGCAAGUAAUCGAGUUUAGUUUAA
This is a messenger RNA of Solenopsis invicta (red fire ant), 6541 nucleotides long. RefSeq names its product cartilage-associated protein-like. Gene Ontology annotation, biological process: collagen fibril organization. Lineage: Eukaryota; Metazoa; Arthropoda; Insecta; Hymenoptera; Formicidae. The transcript is spliced from 13 exons. The coding region runs from base 125 to 1288 and encodes 387 amino acids. The record is from RefSeq and is a predicted model, not a curated record. Gene Ontology annotation, molecular function: collagen binding; protein binding. Gene Ontology annotation, cellular component: endoplasmic reticulum.